AUGGACAUGGAUGUUCCGUAUUCGGUCUGGGUGAGCUUCUUCAUCAUACUUGGCAGUAUUCACUGGAAAGCGAGCAGCGCGGAUCUUGCAGACUUGGUGUUGGCGACGCGGCACUUUUGGAAGAACCGAAAUGUUUGUAACCCUCACGAAGACCGCAUGGAGAAGGCACUACGUCAGCUACGAGAAAGCAACUAUUUUCUGGCAUGCCGCUUUUUGCGGCAUGGUAACUUUGUUUCCCUGGUGACUGCUCCUCUCGUGCAUGGCCCUGAUCAACAAUCUUGUGCCCUCAUCAUGACCUCCUAUGCCAUCUCCUAUGCGAUGAACACUUGUAUAGCCAAGAGAGCUGUCGUGUUGAAGACAUCCGGCCUGCGAAUUAUCGCCUGUUUCUACUACUUCGUGAUGUUUGCAAGUAUUUGGUUGCCACAGUCUGGUGUUUCCGAGAGGGCAUUUCUGCUGUAUCAGGUCAUGGGCGCCGUUUGCUAUGUUGAAUGCGCCAUUCAUGUUCCAGCGAGCCUUGCGCUCGUGCUCGGCAAGUUUUGCCACGUAUUCAAGGUGCACGGCACAGAUUUGAACCUCACGAACUUUCCAUUUGAUCAUGGAGCCUUUGCGAUGCUCAUCAUUGUCAUCUCGGUUGUGCUAGAGCGCACACUGAGGGACCGCGUGGCAGCGCAAUUCAAGAAUGCAGAUGCUGAGUCCAUGAUCUCUGGUUUCCGACAGAUGCUUCGAGGCGUCUGCGACGGUGAAGUGCUGCUGGAUGGUGGCUUUCGCAUACAGGAAGGCACCAGUUGCUUGAACCGGCUCCUCUGUAGCAGCGAAUGCCUGGACAAGACGAUCUUCCAAGACCUUUUGGUACAGGACUCUGAUGAGCUGGAACGAUUUCGGAAAUUCAUCUCGCAGCCGCCGAAAGUCGACAACUCUGCUGCACAACUCCCUGCUCAGUGUCUCCGCCUCUCUUUGCAGUGUGCUGCUUCUCAACGAGUUGGGGUGGACGCGUACCACGUGGCCCUACAGCAUCUCUUCGGCUGUGAGGGCUCCUACCACCUGCUCGCCUUCAAACUCGAUGUCGAGUCGCAGGUCAGACUGUCUAAGGUUUCCAGUUUAGACUUGCAGGUCGACACUGAUUCGAACCUUAGGGUUUAG
Symbiodinium sp. CCMP2592 is the source of this 1140-nucleotide messenger RNA. NCBI's taxonomy places the organism in Eukaryota, Dinophyceae, Suessiales, Symbiodiniaceae. The record is from the annotation of a GenBank genome assembly.